AUGCAGGGCUGGGUGUGGGCCACGGCCAUGGCCCUCCUCUGGCCACAGCUCUUACUCCUCGGGGGUGUUGGGGCCCGGAGGGAGCCCAAGCGGCCACGGCAGCCAGGCCACCGCACCACGCCCCUCAACACCACCAUCCCCAACGGUCAGGAACCACUCAGCUCACCCAAGGGCGUCUCCGUGGCGGCCUGCCCUGCCUUUCGGCCCACGCGGCCCAUCGCCCAUCGGGGCCCGAGGCCACAUUUUCCAGACAGGCGAGCCGAAGAGGGUCGGAUUGAAGAGGGUCCGGACGGCAGGCAGCACUUGAGCCAGCCCCCCGAGGCUUCAGGUCCUGAGUUCUCAGAUGCACACAUGACAUGGCUGAACUUCGUGCGUCGUCCAGAUGACGGGGCUGGAAAGAAACGGUGCCGUGCCAGGGACAAGAAGUCGCGAGGUCUCUUGGGCCCUCCGGGGCCUCCAGGGCCCCCUGGUCCUCCAGGACCUCCUGGGGCUGAAAUCACACAGGAGGCCCUUCUUCUGGAGUUUCAGGAGAUGAUGCGAGAAGCCACUGAGCGUCGCUUCUUGGGGAUGCUGGGCCCCCUACCUUCUGACGGAGCCAGUGGACGGCUAGUCACUGAGGCCUUCCACUGCCGCCUGAAGGGCCCUGUGCUAGUAGACAAGAAGACGUUAGUGGAGCUGCAGGGUUUUCAGGCUCCUGCAGCCCAGGGUGCCUUUCUGCGAGGCUCAGGCCUGAGCCUGGCCUCAGGGCGCUUCACAGCCCCCCUGUCUGCCAUCUUUCAGUUCUCUGCCAGCCUGCACGUGGACCUCAGUGAAUUGAGGGGCAGACCCCGGCUGCGUGCCCGGGACAUGGUCCGUGUGCUCAUCUGCAUUGAGUCCCUCUGUCACCGUCACACGUCCCUGGAGGCGAUCUCGGGCCUAGAGGGCAACAGCAGGAUCCUCACCGUACACGUGCAGGGGCUGCUACAGCUGCAGGCUGGACAGUCGGCCUCCGUCUUCGUGGACAAUGGCUCCGGGGCCACCCUCACCAUCCAGAGCAGCUCCAGCUUCUCGGGCUUACUCCUGGGCAUGUGA
Elephantulus edwardii (Cape elephant shrew) is the source of this 1071-nucleotide messenger RNA. It is a transcript of the gene C1QTNF12, whose product is annotated as family with sequence similarity 132, member A. Gene Ontology annotation, molecular function: hormone activity. NCBI's taxonomy places the organism in Eukaryota, Metazoa, Chordata, Mammalia, Macroscelidea, Macroscelididae. The coding region runs from base 1 to 1071 and encodes 356 amino acids. The transcript is spliced from 9 exons. Gene Ontology annotation, biological process: positive regulation of insulin receptor signaling pathway; positive regulation of D-glucose import across plasma membrane; negative regulation of gluconeogenesis. The record is from RefSeq and is a predicted model, not a curated record.